This is a messenger RNA of Rhopilema esculentum, 1513 nucleotides long. RefSeq lists its product as uncharacterized. Gene Ontology annotation, molecular function: protein binding. The record is from RefSeq and is a predicted model, not a curated record. Lineage: Eukaryota; Metazoa; Cnidaria; Scyphozoa; Rhizostomeae; Rhizostomatidae. Gene Ontology annotation, cellular component: cytoplasm.
AAUAUUUAGUAUUUAGAUCAUUUAAAUUACGUUGGUGCGAACUGCAGUCUUUUUUGUGAUCGGUGGGUUUCCGCCUCGUUCUCAUAUUUGAGUUCUUGGAACUUGAGGAAGGGAAUUUCAGAAAAAGAUCUUAUUUUUAAACGUCGCCCUGAUGAGGGAAAACGAAAGUCUGGCAGGGGAAUAGAAGUCAGCAGGAAUGAAAUCUUUGCAGAAACUAGCCGCAAGAAAGGCAAUUUGUGACAGACGCUGGAUAAAAGAACUCCAUUCCAUUCCCAAGGACUUGCAGCAAAUGCUUCUUGAAGAAUGUGUUGAAUCAAAUAACAUUGCAGCUUUUGAAUUACUCGUGCUAAGUACGCGGGGAAGCAUAUUAGAUUUAAAAGACAACCAACAUUUAACAGAGCAGUUUGCCUUGACGAUUUACAACUGUAUCAAAAACAAGAAUAGCCGUUGGAAAGAAACCAGAAUAACCGCCAUUGAUAUCAGUGGUUGUGAAAUUGGGCCUAAAGCGACAGAAUCAUUUGCAAAAUUGGCACUUGGUGGUACCAAAGCAAGUGGUGGCUUUGGAGUUAUUUGUUAUUUGCAAGAUUGGCUCAAUGCAGAGGUCCGUCCUCAACUGAUCAACUUGAAUUUGCAUGUAACAAAAGAUACAUUUGAAAUUGUCAAGUUAUGCUUGGAAGAGUCAGAUACUCUUAAGCCAUCUGGUUUGAAAGCAGAAGCUAUUGGUAUAAAGCGCAUAUGUCAGUUACUUGACCAAAUUAUUGAAAAGGGUUUGGAGUUGCUGGAUCUCGAUGUGUAUAUGAAUUCAUUGAUGAGGGAUGGAGUAUCGCAAUUAUGCAAACGUCUUAAGAACUUGAAGGGACUGAGGAAACUCAAUCUUGGUUAUCCUAUGAUAUCUGAAGAAGAUGGGGACGUGGUAGUCGAGCUGUGUGCUUGUUUGCGAAAAAUGACGAACUUGCAAGAGCUCAAACUUGACGCUGCGACCUUGGGCCACCAUUUUAUGUUAGUACUAAACAGUCUCAGCGCAGGAAAUCUGCGUCACUUGGAUCUAUCUCACUGUGGACUUGAAGGAGCAUUAAUUCAAGUUCUUGCAGAUGUUUUGAAGAAUUCUCCCAUUCAAACGCUUAAUUUGCGCUAUAACAGAUUAAAAUCAGACCAAGAAUUUGGCUCUUUGCUCCAGCUGCUGACAAACUCCGAGCAAACACUUGAAAGGCUAGAUAUCAGCCACACAGGAAUGACAUAUGAUAACAUGGUGCGUCUUGUGGAGUUUUUUGAGGGCAGUGGAUCUCGUAUGAAGUUGCAGGCGCUUAUAAUGGCGAGCAAGGAAAUCCAAAAUGAUUCAAUGUUGCUUGAAAGGAUGAAGAGUGCGCUGAAAGGUGCACAGAUAAUUUGGAACUGAUAUUCUUUACCUUGGCAUAAUAACUUUUGCAAGGACUGUAGAGACCGGGGGGAGGGAGGCAUUUGCUGCCAGUAAUUUUCAAGCGUUUUGCUGCUAUUUACAUGAAUGAUUAAGUAA